This is a messenger RNA of Trichomonas vaginalis G3, 2217 nucleotides long. RefSeq names its product vesicle-fusing ATPase family. Gene Ontology annotation, molecular function: ATP binding; ATP hydrolysis activity. The transcript has a single exon. Gene Ontology annotation, cellular component: Golgi stack. Lineage: Eukaryota; Parabasalia; Trichomonadida; Trichomonadidae. Gene Ontology annotation, biological process: intra-Golgi vesicle-mediated transport; SNARE complex disassembly; Golgi to plasma membrane protein transport. Bases 1 to 2217 code for a protein of 738 amino acids. The record is from RefSeq and is a predicted model, not a curated record.
AUGUCUAAUGCCUUUAGCUUGAAGUGUAUGAAGUCUACAGACACAGCGUCUGCUAAGACAAACUUCGUAUAUGUUAGCCCCAACAUUUUUUCUCAAAUUCAAGGAGCCAGCGAGAAAUACGUAAUUAUCAAGGGUUCCAUCUGCAGAGUUGAGUCUAAUCCUAAGAUUGAUGAUGCCUACAUCUCACUCAACAGCAACCAGAGAACAUUCUUCAGAGCUGCCUUCGAUGAGUUGAUGACAGUUCGUCCAUACAUUUUUGGUGCAGAUUCAAUGAUUGCAACACGCGUCAAGAUCGAAAUCUCAUUCCAAAAAGCCAAUCAUUCAGCCAAAACCCAAAUGAAAGCUAAAGAACUUUUCGAAUUUUGGAAGACAAACAUGGGAACACUUCCAUUCUGCGAGAACUUCAUUUACUACGCCGAGUACAACGGCACAGCCUUCAAUUUCAAGGUCUUAGAACUCGAAGGCGCCACAGCAGGUGAUAUUGCCAACGGAAAGGAAUCUACGACAGUUAUGUCCGCAUUCUUCCAACCAUCUGCUACCGUUUUCAAGUUUACAAAGACCGAUAAGAACAUUCAAAUCGAAGAUGAAGAUUCCGGAGCCGGAUCUGCUCUUUUCAAGCCAGAUUGGGACUUCAAGAAGAUGGGCAUUGGUGGCCUUGACGAGCAGUUUGUUACUCUCUUCCGCCGUGCCUUUGCUUCUCGUAUUUUCCCUCCAUCCGUCGUCAAACAACUCGGAAUUCAGCACGUCAAAGGUAUUUUACUCUACGGUCCACCAGGUACUGGUAAAACACUCAUGGCCCGUCAGAUUGGUAAAAUGCUGAACACUGUCGACCCAAUUAUCGUAAAUGGUCCAGAAUUACUCAACAAAUACGUCGGUGAGUCCGAAGCGAACGUACGUAAGCUCUUCGAACCAGCCAUCAAGGACCAAAACGAAAACGGCGACGAUGCCCAGCUCCAUCUCAUUAUUUUCGAUGAAUUCGAUUCUCUUACAAAGCAGCGUGGUCGCGGCAGCGAUAACACUGGUACAGAGGACCGUAUCGUUAACCAGCUCCUUUCUAUGAUCGAUGGUGUCGACUCAUUGAACAAUGUUCUUAUUAUCGGUAUGACAAACCGUCGCGACCUUAUCGAUAACGCUCUUCUUCGUCCGGGCCGUUUCGAAGUCCAGAUUGAAGUCAAUCUUCCAGACGAAAAAGGCCGUCAGCAAAUUUUCGAAAUUCACACCGGCCCAUUACGUCAAAACAACAGACUGGCUAAGGAUGUCGACAUCAAAGAACUCGCCCAUGAAAGCCGCAACUACACAGGUGCUGAAAUUGCAGGUGUUGUCAAAUCUGCUGUUUCAUUUGCUAUGAAUGAGCGAAUUAACAUCGACAACCUCAAGGAAAAGAUCGAUCUCGAGCAUUUACUUGUUACCCGCCAGCACAUGUUGCUCGCUCUCGAUGAAGUUAAGCCUGCAUUUGGUGUCGAAGAAGAUACUCUUGCCAAGUUAUGCGUUCGUGGCAUUAUUGACUUCUCCGAUAACUUCAAGGCCCAGAGAGACCAGAUGAAGCGCUUCUUGGACGCUUUGAGGAACGAUCCUCAUCAAUCCUUGAUGUCCUUCUGCAUUUCCGGGCCAUCCAAGUGCGGACAGACUGCUUUCGCUGCACAGGUCUGCCGCGAUGCAGGAUUCUCCUUCGUAAGAGCAAUUCAAGCAAGAGAAUUCAUCGGAACUUCUGAAGACAAAGUUGCAGGUUCUAUCUUGCAAAUAUUCGAAGAUGCUUACAAAUCAUCAUAUUCAGCUAUCAUUAUCGAUGAUGUUGACAUGUUGGUCGAUUAUACCCCAAUUGGACCUCGUUUCUCAAACAAGAUCUUCCAGGCUAUCCUCAUCUUACUCAAGACAGCACCUCCGAUCGGCAGAAAACUCGCAAUCUUCCUUACAACCUCACAAAGAGAGGAAAUGCAGACAAUCGGCUUAGACCCACGUUUCUUCUACGAAGAAGUUUAUCUUAACGCUCUUACAACAUUCGACGAACUCCUUACUGUUAUCAACAACAUCGCACCAGAGAAAUUCAAACCAUCAAACGAUGAAACAAAGGAGGCCGAAGAAUUCGUAUCAAGAAACUCAAUACCAAUCAAGAAGGCAAUCGAGGCUAUCGAUCUCGUCGUUUACGAAUCAAAGGGUGAACCAAUUCAGUGGAAGGAACUCAAAUUCGCUCUCGAACAACAUACUAAGAGAUUGUAA